UGCGCGCGCAUCCUUCCUGAGGGGGCCGCCAUUCUGUCGACGUUUUAAGUGGCCUUCGCUUGGAAGCCCCGAAGAAGAAGGAAAAGAUAAAGACAAUGCCGGCUGGCCCCGUCCAGGCCAUGGCUCCCGCCCAGGCUGCCCCUCCUGAGGCGAAGCAGCCGGAAGAUGAACCGAAGGAAGAAGCGGCGCCCACCAAACCCGUUGUUGGGAUCAUUUACCCUCCACCUGAGGUCAGGAAUAUCGUGGACAAAACGGCCAGUUUCGUCGCCAGAAACGGCCCCGAGUUCGAAGCCCGCAUCCGCCAGAACGAGAUAAACAACCCCAAGUUCAACUUCCUGAACCCCAAUGACCCGUACCAUGCCUACUACCGGCACAAAGUCAACGAGUUCAAAGAAGGGAAGGCACAGGAGCCCUCGGCCGCCAUCCCGAAGGUCAUGCAGGUGCAACAGAGCGCACAGCAGCAGCUGCCGCAGAAG
Messenger RNA from Sceloporus undulatus (fence lizard), 476 nucleotides. RefSeq names its product splicing factor 3A subunit 1-like. The record is from RefSeq and is a predicted model, not a curated record. Gene Ontology annotation, biological process: regulation of alternative mRNA splicing, via spliceosome; mRNA cis splicing, via spliceosome. Lineage: Eukaryota; Metazoa; Chordata; Lepidosauria; Squamata; Phrynosomatidae. The annotation marks the transcript as partial. Gene Ontology annotation, cellular component: catalytic step 2 spliceosome; U2 snRNP; U2-type prespliceosome. The transcript is spliced from 3 exons. Gene Ontology annotation, molecular function: RNA binding.